Messenger RNA from Notechis scutatus (mainland tiger snake), 1866 nucleotides. It is a transcript of the gene MYC, whose product is annotated as MYC proto-oncogene, bHLH transcription factor. The record is from RefSeq and is a predicted model, not a curated record. Gene Ontology annotation, biological process: regulation of DNA-templated transcription. Lineage: Eukaryota; Metazoa; Chordata; Lepidosauria; Squamata; Elapidae. Gene Ontology annotation, molecular function: protein dimerization activity; DNA-binding transcription factor activity.
UAAAGCAAGCGGCGGAGUCCUGCAGCUCAGAGGCGGCACGGGUGGGAGGGAAUCGGAGCUUCCACCGUGCUGGAAGGAGGCGCUGCUGCUGCUGCUAUUUGCUAUUAUUGCUGCUAUUGCCGGGGCAUCAUAAAUACGAGCGUAGUAGUAAGGGGAUCCGCGCGUGCACACAACACGAAGCAGCCCCGCUCCCCCCGCCCCUUGGCUUCCCUUCCCGAGCCGGCGCUUUUGAAAAAGGGGGCGCCGAAAAAAAAAAAUAGGCUUUGACUCUCCAGCCUGGGAAUUCGGAGCUGGAGACGCCGCCGCCGCCGCCCGUGCUGUGGACUUACAAUCUCGUCGCUCCUUCUUCUGCGAGUACCGUUUAAAGAGACGCCGAAGGAACAGACGGUGCAACUGCGCGCUUUGCCUUUCGCCGCCGCCGCCACCCCCCUCGGCGGGGUGGUCUUUUUUUUUGCAAAGAUUUGGGAUUUCCGUAUUAUUAUUUUGCACCGGUUUUGGACUUUCCAGCUCUAGUCUUUUGGGCCGGGAUCUGAAAACAAAAGAACCACCGGCACCCUCCAAGAGCCAUGCCCCUAACAGUCCCGAGCUAUCCCAGCCGGGCGUACGAUUACGACUACGACUCCAUCCAGCCCUAUUUCUACUACGAAGAUGAGGAGGAGAACUUCUACCUCUCUGGCCAUCACCGGGGCUGUGAGCUCCAGCCUCCCGCCCCAUCCGAAGACAUCUGGAAGAAAUUUGAGCUGCUGCCCACGCCGCCCCUCUCGCCCAGCCGCCGAUCCAGCAGCUUCCCUUCCAACGUUGACCACCUGGAGAUGGUGACGGAGCUCCUGGGCAGCGAAGUGGUCAACCAGAGUUUUAUCUGCGAUCCCGACGAUGACGCUUUCGUCAAGUCCAUCAUCAUCCAGGACUGCAUGUGGAGCGGCGGCUCGGCAGCCGCCAAACUCCAGAAGGUGGUCUCCGAAAAACUGGCGUCCUACCAGGCAGCACGCCGGGACGGGGCAGGGACCCCGCUGUCCCUCCGCAGUGGGAACGGCAGCAUCAGUGGCCUCCCCCCGUUGUCCCCCUCGCAGAGCUCUGCCUCUUCUAGCAGCAGCAGCAGCUCCUCGUACCUGCAAGACCUGGGAGCCUCUGCGGCCGAAUGCAUCGACCCCUCCGUGGUCUUCCCUUACCCGUUAGGGGAGAAGACCCCCAAAGCUGUAGAAGCUGCUGCCUCGCCUGACCCGUGCCCAGCUUCCUUGCUCAGCCAAGAUACGCCCCCAACCACCAGCAGUGAUUCAGAAGAGGAAGAGGAAGAAGAACAAGAGGAGGAAGAAGAGAUUGAUGUGGUUACUGUAGAAAAAAGGCAACCUUCAGCCAAGAAAUCCGAGUCCACUGUCCACACAUCUGGGGGGCACAGUAAGCCCCCUCAUAGCCCUCUGGUUCUCAAACGCUGUCACGUCCCAAUCCACCAACACAAUUAUGCCGCCCCUCCUUCCACACGCCACGAAUACAGCUCCACCAAAAGGCUAAAGUUGGACAAUGGCCGCGUUCUGAAACAGAUCAGUAACAACCGCAAAUGUUCGAGUCCCCGCACCUCAGACUCUGAGGAAAACGACAAAAGGCGAACGCACAACGUCCUGGAGCGACAGAGGCGGAAUGAGCUGAAACUGAGUUUCUUUGCGCUGCGUGACCAGAUCCCUGAAGUAGCGAAUAACGAAAAAGCCCCUAAAGUUGUCAUCCUUAAAAAGGCCACCGAAUAUGUCCUCUCCAUCCAGUCCGAAGAGCACAGACUCUUAGCGGAAAAGGAACAUCUGAGGAAGCGACACGAACAACUCAAAAACAAACUUCAACAGUUGAGGAACUCUUGUGUUUAAAAAAAAAAAAAAC